This is a messenger RNA of Zonotrichia albicollis (white-throated sparrow), 1102 nucleotides long. Lineage: Eukaryota; Metazoa; Chordata; Aves; Passeriformes; Passerellidae. The record is from RefSeq and is a predicted model, not a curated record.
CCCAAACAAGGAUUUCCCAUUCCCAACCCCAGGGAGGCUGUGAGGAAGAGGAAGAUGCCCUGGGACACUGAGGCAGAGCAGGAGCUGAGCAUGGAGAGCAGGGAGGACAAAUGCCCGCGGCAGAACCUGGUGGCAGAGGCUGUUUUGAGCGGCUCCAUGGCACAGGAAGCCAACGGGGAGGAAAAGUCCCAGAGAUGCCGCACGAGGAGGGGCUGCAAACACAGCUGGCGGGGAUCUGAGGGGGAAAGAGCCAGCCUGGGCCAGGAAGGCGGCCGGAGAUGGAGCCAGAGCUCGGAGUUUGUGCUCCAUGGAAAGCUCCUUGAUGGGGAGAAGCCUUUCUGCUGCCCCGACUGCAGGCAGUGCUUCAGGCACAACCCCCAUCUUGUCAUGCACCGACAAAUCCAUACUGGGGAGAGGCCCCAUGAGUGUGAGGAAUGUGGGAAGAGCUUCAGUCGGAGCUCAACCCUGAUCAGGCACCAGAGGACCCACACUGGGGAAAGGCCCUAUGAGUGUGGGGAGUGUGGGAAGAGGUUCAGACAGAGUUCCAACCUGAUUCAGCACCGGAGCAUUCACGCUGGGAAACGGUCGCACAGGUGUGGGAAAAGUGGAAAGAUCUUCAGGCAGCAUUCCUACCUGAUCCAUCACCAAAAGGUCUACACUGGGGAGAGGCCCUACGAGUGUGAUAAAUGCAGGAAGAGGUUUCAGGCCAGCUCCCAUCUCCUCCAGCACUAUUGGAUUCACACAGAGGAGAGGCCCUUCCAAUGCCCCGACUGUGGGAAGGGGUUCAGGGACAACUCCACCCUCGUCAGACAACGGCGCAUCCACACUGGAGAAAGGCCCUACAAGUGUCCCCAGUGUGGGAAGAGCUUCUCACAAAGCUCUCACUUGAACAAACACCAAUGGAGGCACCACUAACGGAAGCCCUGUGAGUGCCCCAAGUGCAGGAAGAGCUUUGUGUGCUGCUCCAGCUCCAUCCCCCACUGGAGGAGGCACUUUGGGCACAGCCCUUGUCACUCACAUUCCCUGUGAUCCAUGUUGGAACACACUUGGCUGCUUCUCCUUUUGGUUUGACCUUAAUUUUCUUCUGCUUCAUCUUCAUCCC